AUGCAACCACCCGCGGCCAAAGAGGUCGGGUACAAGGACCCGCGGGAGCGAGCCCGGAGGGGCACUCAGGGCGCAGGGUCCAGUGAGGAGCGCGCCAUGGGGGCACCCAAGGGGGCGCCCACGGGGGAGCCCCCCAAGCCGGGCUGGACCCUAACGCAGGAGGGGCUGGAGGCCAUGCACCCCGCGCAGUGCCACCGCCACCUGCUCUUCGGCGACUUGCUUGAGGACGUGGGCGCGGUCACUUCCAUCUUCCCGCGCGAGUCGGUGGAGCUGGGGUACCGUAUGCCCGACCUGUGGGCGUGGACGCAGUCCCUCGAGCCGCCCGCGGCGCGCCAGGACCGGCUCCUCGGCGUCCUCAAGGCGGCGGAGGAGAUCUCGCUCCUCAUCCUGCGCCAGAAGUCCGCGCGCGCCGCCAUGCGGCUGGAGCUGUUUCUGCCGCCGCAGCUGAAGCCCACGCGGAUCCCCGACCCCCUGAACCGUCAAGAGCGGAGGCGCGUAGAGACCAUCCUGGAGGAGAAAGUCGAUGGCAGCAUCUUCCCACGUUGA
This is a messenger RNA of Pteropus alecto (black flying fox), 546 nucleotides long. It is a transcript of the gene LKAAEAR1, whose product is annotated as LKAAEAR motif containing 1. The transcript has 3 exons. The record is from RefSeq and is a predicted model, not a curated record. Lineage: Eukaryota; Metazoa; Chordata; Mammalia; Chiroptera; Pteropodidae. The coding region runs from base 1 to 546 and encodes 181 amino acids.